Messenger RNA from Coccinella septempunctata (seven-spotted ladybird), 2729 nucleotides. Its product is annotated as fasciclin-3. The record is from RefSeq and is a predicted model, not a curated record. Gene Ontology annotation, molecular function: cell adhesion molecule binding. The coding region runs from base 288 to 1610 and encodes 440 amino acids. Lineage: Eukaryota; Metazoa; Arthropoda; Insecta; Coleoptera; Coccinellidae. Gene Ontology annotation, cellular component: cell-cell junction. Gene Ontology annotation, biological process: cell-cell adhesion. The transcript has 9 exons.
CGAACACCGACGAAACGAAAAGUUCACCACGCCAGUUCCUCAUCCAGUUUACGCUCAGAGUCCAGUUCGAAACCGACGCCAGUAGACGUAGUCGCCCAAAUUCAAGAGCAAGCGCGUCGUCACUAGACGCGGACACAGUUACGCCGUCAGACACCUGUUCGUUGGUUUGGUAAGCGCGGUCAAGAAGUGAGUGAAAGAGUUGAGCACAACGGUUUUCGAGUUGGUGCGGCUUGGUCGUUGGAUUUUGUGAUUUUUUUUGAGUGUUUGAGAGGGUGGUUCGGGUUACGAUGGACGAGAAGAAGAGGUCGAGCCUGCUGGUGCGGUUGCUGGUCGGAUUGUCGUUGUUUCAAGGAUACUAUUUCGCACACGUUGAAGUCACCCCUAGCGAGAUAUUGGUACUGCCUGGACACAACGUAACCUUCGUUUGUAGGGUUGCCGUACGCUUGCAAUACUGCAGGGUGGAAAUACCAGGAGAAGAAAGCAAGAAUCUCAAUCCCAGCCUACCAUCAAACGAUAACGUGAAAUACUACGGCGUGGGCUUGGACAGCGGACAAUGCGGAUUCACCAUCAACAGCGUGUCCGAAAAGAACAACGGCAUCAUCAAAUGCACCCUCGGAAUGACCACAGAGACCAAGGAAUCAGUCGGAAAGAUGCAUCUUAUAGUUGCCAAGCCUCCCCAGCCGCCCAUGAUGGAAGUGAGCAGGGGACCAGACAACGUCGGAGUCUACAAGAUCCACGACACCAUACACGCGUCCUGUGCCGUCAACGAUGGCAGACCGGCCGCCAACAUCUCCUGGUACUUGGACGAUGUACCGAUCUUGGAAGGUCUCAGCAUGCCCACCAUCGUCGAGAUCGCCAAGGAAAAUUUGCAAUCCAAAUCGCAAAAUCUGACGAGGCAACUGAGGGCGUCCGACAACGGUAAAAGGUUGAGAUGCGUGGCCCAUCAUCCCGCCUAUCCGAACGGUCAACACGAGACGAGCAGACAGCUGGACGUUGUUUACCCUCCGCAACCCCUGAAGAACCCCCUGGAGCAGUUCGGAUACAUCAUCGGGCAGCAGGGUGUUAUCUCCGUUGUUAUCGAGGCAAACCCCAAGCCGAAGAUCGAGUGGUUUGUUGCCGGUCAGAACAUCAAGGAGGGAAACAGCGAUAACACCGGGAGGAUAGACGCCCAACCUAUCGUGGAAUUGGAGCAAGGGAGAUACGAGGUUAACCUGAGGAUGGCGGCCGUCCAGAAGGAGGACACGGAGAAAGAAUACAUCCUCGCCGCCCAAAAUCAGAUGGGACGCCAGGAGUACCACGUGAGGAUUUCGACGAAUCCGGAGCCAGAAGGUUUGGAACUAGGCCUUGGAUCCUUGGUCGGCAUUGUGGUGGCAAUAUGUAUCCUCCUCAUGGCUGUUUUCCUUCUGAUCUUCGCAAAAACCACAGGAAGGUGGUGUUUUUCUGGGGGCGCCACCGUCAUCGACUAUACUAGCGAAAACGGCACCCGUCAAGGUCAGGACGCGAUCUCCGGCGACGGGGUGGACAACCCCCAUCACCAGACGUCCCAAGAGUACAUCAACGGUAACGAUCUGCCGAUCAAAAAGGACGAAAAGAUCAACACGCAGGUUUAAUGUCGCCCCCGAAGAAAGUGGAGGUUUCGUGUUGUUGGACGCCGCGAGAGACAAUACGUUCAACGGCGAUUUUUGUCCGAGAAAUUUUCCACCUAUAAACAAGGAUAAUUAAGAAAAUAAGACACGAGACAAAAAGAAAUGCUCAAACGGGUGGGUUUCAAUUUGAAUUUCGAAAAAUUGUAACCUACGAUCGUUUCUGUUUCGAGGACACUCUGUAUAUCCGUUCACAUUCGACGUCUGACCAGGGGAAUCCGUUGAAGGCUCCCUUCGUAGGUCCAUGGUUGUUGCAGGUCUAAAAUUGGAAAAUUUCACCUGUAUGAGCAUUUUUCCCCAUAAACUCGCACUUUACAGGAUAAGAAUCUCAUUUUUAUCACUUAUUUCUGAAAAUUUCUCGAACAAAAAUAAUCUCAAAUGGUUCGUCUCGAUAUGAGGGCUGUUUCUGACAAACGGCCGAUGUAAUGCUUAAAUCAAAAUAUAUGAGAAAUUUUCUUUUCUUGAGGAGAAUGACUAUAACUUUCGAAUUUUUCGACCUUUUAUUUUACUGGCGGAUAUUUCUCUAUCUUCUGUUGAAUUCGAGAGAAGACUUAACUGGGCCACAUUCCUUAAAAUGUUAUUUUAAGUAGUCUUAAGUGUCCACUAGCUUAGAAUAUUUAUUAUCAUUUUUGUGAAGUUUAGCAUUAAGGAUCAUCAAACUUAUUGUCUGAAUAUUUCUCUCAUUUUUUUUUUGUUUUUCUCUGAUGUUCUGUACAUAAACACUUCUUGAUAUACAUUCCAUUUCUUUAUUUUCUCUUUUGUAUAUCUCCCUAUCUUAUUAAAACUACAUGACAAUAAUUUACGUUCUUUUCCUUUGAUUCUCGAACUGAAAUUUUUUGAGCUUUUUCUAAGAUAUCAUCUACUUAUGAAGAUAUAAAAAAAAAUGACUUUAAUGUGAGCUCUUUGUUGACCUGUUACUCGGAAAAAAUUCAAUUGAAUAUUCGUGAUUUAUCGAUAUUUCCAAAUAGUAUAUUUAAUGAAUAGUUGAAAUGAUAAAUGUAAAAAUUUUGUAUGUUGAAUGUACUUUAAACGAUAAGUUGAGAUUGUAAUUAUAAAAUUGUUUUAUAAAUAAAGAUCUAUUGCCGA